GACGUCUCUCCAUUUCUCUUGCUCCCAGUGCUCCUAUAAGCGAGCGCGGCUCUCUCGUUCUUUCCUCUCCAUGGCGCCAUUUUUGGGCUCUGUACUUCUUCCUGAGAACAUUAUCCUCCUCACUUCUUCACACAUUCUCUCUCCUUCUCUACGCUCUUUCACUUCUCUUCCCCCUCCUCUCCAAUUGUUCACAGGAAGCAUCACACCAACCGCUUCCCACCCUCUUCGCUGCCGCCGCCCCCGCUUAUCAUCCCUCCUCGCCAGGAGUGCCAAUUUGACUGCCAAUUUUGUGCCAAAGAAUGGUGUCUAUACAGUUGGAGAGUUCAUGACUAGGAAAGAGGAUAUGCAUGUUGUUAAACCAACUACUACAGUUGACGAGGCAUUAGAAGCUCUUGUGGAAAACAGAAUUACUGGUUUUCCUGUGAUUGAUGAUGACUGGAAAUUGGUUGGUGUAGUCUCUGAUUAUGACUUGCUAGCAUUGGAUUCAAUAUCAGGUAGCAGCCGAAAUGAUACGAGCUUGUUUCCUGAAGUUAACAGCACAUGGAAAACGUUCAAUGAGAUACAGAAAUUGCUCAGUAAAACCAAUGGAAAAGUUAUAGCUGAGGUGAUGACGCCUGCACCACUAGUUGUACGAGAAACUUCCAACCUUGAAGAUGCCGCAAGAUUAUUGCUUGAAACAAAGUAUCGUCGACUUCCCGUGGUAGAUAGCGAGGGUAGGCUGGUUGGGAUUAUUACUAGGGGCAAUGUUGUUAGAGCUGCCCUUCAUAUAAAACGUGCAAACAAAGAUGCGGAUGGAAGUUGAUGUAGGAAAGAAGGCUGUGGGGGCAGCAUUGUUGCCUGAUGGUGUCCUUAUUCAUGCCCCCUUUCGUGUGUGUUUUUGUGUGUGAGAGAGAGAGGGAGAGAUUUUCUCAAAACGAAUUCUCCAUGCAGAUCACCGUUGAUACUGUUGGGGAUAACAUGUGUGAUUGUCUCAUCCUGGGUGCAUGAAUCAAUGGAUCUCAUAAGUUCAGCCGAUUAACUUGGUAAGAGUCAGUUUGGCGGAGAAGGAGAGCCCAUGAUUUCUGGUCUCCAAGCCCAUCUCUCCAGCGUCUCCACUUUCUGGCCUACCUGCCCAUACGAAACAUGCCGGAGAGUAUAAUUCUUAUUUAGAUGGACAAGAUACAUUACUAUCUAUUGGAUUUGUGCAACUUUUCAUUCUGUUAACCUGAGUUUGUGUUAUGGAAGAUUCUUAAUUUUUUCAUU
This is a messenger RNA of Amborella trichopoda, 1242 nucleotides long. RefSeq names its product CBS domain-containing protein CBSX1, chloroplastic. Lineage: Eukaryota; Viridiplantae; Streptophyta; Magnoliopsida; Amborellales; Amborellaceae. The record is from RefSeq and is a predicted model, not a curated record.